CUGGGGUCCUUGCUGAGCAGUUGUGCUGAAGACAGCUUGUUAUGAGACUCGUGCCAUCCCCCCACUGUUCUGUCCCACCACAGAUCCUGACAGACCAGAGUGUAACUCCCUGCCACAAAGCUUUGCCCUGCCCCCAGGACACAGUAUGGAAGCCAUUGCCAAGUUUGAUUUCACUGCAUCUGGAGAAGACGAGUUGAGCUUCCAGGCUGGGGAUAUGUUGAAGAUUUUGAGCUCCCAGGAAGAGUGGUACAAGGCUGAGCUCAGAAGUCACGAGGGCUACGUUCCUAAGAACUUCAUUGAUUUCCACGUUCCCCCCUGGUUUGAUGAGAAGAUAUCCCGCCACGAGGCAGAGAACCUUCUCAUGAGCAAAGGAGUCGGCUGCUUCAUCGUCCGGGCCAGCCAGAACUCUCACGGUGACUUCUCCAUCUCUGUCAGGCAUGAAGAUGAUGUGCAACACUUCAAAGUGAUGAGGGAUUCAAAGGGCAGCUAUUACUUGUGGACAGAGAAAUUCCACUCGCUGAACAAGCUGGUGGACUACUACAGGACAACUUCCAUCUCCAGGCAGAAGCAGAUCUUCCUAAGGGACAACAGCCAAGAAGAACAGGAGAGGCGGGGUGGCAGCCUGGAACGGAUAGGUCGGGAAGGAUUCCACAUGGGAGGAGCAGCUGGGGAAGAUCAUUCUUCUGUAUCCAAGAGAUAUGUAGAGCAUCCUGUUCCCAUACUGCAGCAGCAACAGGAAAGGCAUGGUGGGAGUCUGGACAGGAAAGACGUGAUGCACAGACUGAGGGAUCAUGGCCAAGGAAGUGCAGGAGCUAUGCAACGGAGACACACAGACCCACUGCACCAGCAGACACCACGAGCGCUGUGGGUGCGCGCCCUGUACGACUUCGAGGCGGUGGAGCACGACGAGCUGGGCUUCCGCACUGGGGACAUCCUGGAGGUCCUGGACAGCUCCAACCCAUCCUGGUGGAAAGGACGCCUGCGUGGGGAGCUGGGGCUCUUCCCUGCCAACUACGUCACACCAGUGCUGCUCUGAGGGCACAGCAUGGAGCUGCUCCGUUCUUGCCACCAGGACACACACUGUUUAUUGUUUUGUCUUAAUUUAUUGGCAAUUGGUCUUUUGAAAUGUAUGAAAGAGAACCCUUUGAAGAAUAUUUUUUUCCCCCCUAUUUUUCACAGCCACGAUGAGGAGGGAGCAAAAAUCUUGGACUGUUCAUUAAGACUUUGCUGGUCCUCCCUGCCCUGUCACCUCUUUGGCUAACUGUUGAUAAGCUCCUGAAAUUAGGUUUAUUCUGUAGAAAUGCCCUUCAGGAAAGUCAGGCUUCAGGUUAACUUCAAGUUCAGUAUUCAGGUAGCCCUAUCCCUUAAUUUUGGAUCUGGUAGCAGUCAUGGUCUCUUCAGCUCCAUUCCACCUUUCUUUCAGAGGCAGGAGGGAUGCAUGUGAAUUAAAUGAUCCUUGGCAACUACAUUAAUCCUUCAGUUAGGGAAGGAAAGUAAAGGAGCUUUAGGCUGAAGUUGAGGCAAUCUAGAUUUUUCUUAAUAGUUCCUGGCUUAUCCAUCUCAUACUGCAUAUGUGGGCUGUAUGGAUGGAUAUACCAGAUGAAGGGAAGGAAUCCUGUAAGCUUUCAUACAAACAUACAAGUGGUGAAGGUAUGGGAGGGCAAGAAGCUUUCUUUGCUUCUUCUCAUAGGCCUGCUCUUCUUUCUGCACCCUACAAAAACUUACCCAUUUUCAAGCUGCUCUUUUAGGUACCUACACUUCAGCUAGAUGGCUUGAUUAGAGCAGAUCAGGCCCUUCAGCUAAAUUAGUAUCCACUGGAUUGGAUAACAAUUAAUAUCCCUCACUGGUUCUUUUUGUAGAACUGAGCUGGGGAGGGAUUGGAGAGGUUUCUCUGGUUUGGUGGCAGAAGUUCUUUCCCUGAGAAUUUGUUGUGUUGAGGAUCACCAUGUAUACAGCUCUGGCUUACUAGAGAAAUGUCUCAUCCAACAGGUUAAGCUGUUCUUUUACAGUAUGCAGAGAAUAAAGCUGUAGCCAUCAAAUAGUCUGUUCUCUGUUCCAGUUUCUUUUGGAUAAAAUAAGGUAAAUUAAUAGGUUUUCGAAUAACUGCUGAGUGAACGCCCAGAUGUGAUAGAAGCCUGUUGCAAAUGCACAUUACCUGUCCCCUUCACAAACCCUGUGAAGGGGAUUCUACUGCAUAACCACUGCUCAGGCAUGUUGAUAUUAAACAAGCUGCCUGAAUUUUUCACAACAUGUGGGACCUCAGCAGUCAGCAAAGAGAAAUGAUGUUAAAUCAUUACUGAAAAAGAAAGAAUAGGCAAGUGAAAACCUCUAAACACAAAUCAGGCUCAGCAACAAGAAAAAAAAAAAAGAAAAAAAAUUUUUAUCUUUUAUUAGUCCCAGUAGAAGAAAAAGAACCAGGAAAUAUGUUCUUGGUGAAGUCCAAUUCAAUGUAGCUAGCUUGAAUAAAGCUGCCAGCUAGACAGAGUAUUAGCACAAAGAACCCAUUUUGAGAGAACUCCACCAAAAGCAGCUUGUUAAUGGGUGAAGUAAAAUGAGAAUAUUUAACAAGACACGUAAGCUCUAAAGAGAACAGAAAACUUUGAAAGACACAUCAAGAACUUUCUGGCUGCCAUGGUGGUCCAGGGAACACGACUGUGGCCCUGUUCUGUUGCAGGAUCUCUGUUCUGCCCUUUAGUGUCUUCUUCUGGAGGGAAGCCCACGAGGCUUCUUUUGGAACACUAUCCCUUACCAUCUGUAUGAGGAUAUAAACUCAGUGACUCCAGUUUGAAGAGUGUUUUGGUGUCAUAUGUCCUUUUUUAACCUUUUUGUGUGCUAGAUGGUUUUCUGCUAAGGCAAUAACAAAUUUGGAAGAGAGAGGGUUAAUACUCAGUGAGAGAGACUGAGAGUAUUAAGGCCAGGAGGAGAUGAAGCCAAGAAGCCAGAGACUAACAAAGGCAAAGGAGGGAUAAAAAUGAUGAAUCUUUUAUAUUCAGCUCUGGCUGAAACAAAAGAAAUGGUGUAUUCACAAUUAUUCCCAUCAUGUCAAAUCAUCUUUCAAUUAAUUCUUUUUUUCUCUGUAUAAGUUACUUUUAAAAUUAGAAACAAUGUCUCCUUUUCCUUUCCUCAGCACCCUAAAGACCCUCUUGGUAGUGAAGAUGUAGUUGCACAAAAUUAAUUGAAGAUAAUGCACUUAGCAGUUUGAUAGCUCUUCAUGCAUUUGAAACCCCUUUACAGAGAUUAACUAAUUAAGCAAGUCUAAGUAGUGCAUUGUAAGUACCCCCAUGUUAACUCAUGAUUCAUUUGAGGAAGAGGUAAGUUUUCACGUGAUUUUUUAAAUUGAUGUUUAAGGAACUAAUACCUAAGGUAAUUAGCAUUAAAGGACUGCACACUAAUUAUGGACAGCAUACCAGAACCACAGUAAAAUCAGGAUUUCUCAUUAUGAGCGGCACCUAAUGACAGCAAAAUUACCAGGAGAUGACAGGCUCAGGGUGUCUGUGAUAACUCCACAGUGCCUUGCUCUGCUGCCCCGUGCAGGGCUGAGCUCAGGGUGCCUUGCCCAGUCUCUCUUGCCUCUGCUUUUGGCCUUGCAGCACUGCCUGCAUUUACUGCACGUUGCAGGAGCUGGGAGGCACAGGUGUCAGCCUGCAUUUUUGCACCCUCCCACAGUCAAAGUCAUUUUUCUGCCAGCAAAACAGCUGUGCUAAGGAUUGUGGCUGUUCCCAAGUCAGUGGAGACUCUGGAUACAAGGGGAGGUGUGGGCAAAGCAGUGCAUUUUGGGGGCAUAGAAGGAGCUGUAGGAUAGAGACAUUUUUUGUACCCCAUGCCAUUUUCUGCCCAUGAAAUUCUCUCUCUCAUAGAUCAGGCCACUUACCAAGGAAAGAGAGAGACACUCCUCUCCUCUAACCAUAUACCCUGCCAACCUUCCUGCUCUUCCUUCCAACAGGUUUUAAUUGUAGCACAAUCUUUGUUAAUAUUGUGGUGAUUCACUUGCACCUCAGAGUCUAUUAGCCAUGCAAGAAGCACAUAUUAGCAGCUAGGACUGGAGCCUUAAGGUGACAGUGCUGCACUGAGCUCACCUGACAUCUGCCAAUGUUUUGGAAGGAGCCAAACCUCUGGAACAUAUCCCAAGAGAGUCCACCAUGAAACCAAAAUGGGAAGGGAUAAAGAGAAAAACUAGAAGAUUAUUUGUUUCUUAUUUUUCUUAAGCAAGGAGGUUCAUGAGAACAGAGAAUGUAAACUGAGAUAAAAGUAGGAAAAGUAUGUGGGAAGGCAAGUCUCAUAACAAAUGAAGCAGAGGAAGCUGAACAUGUACAUGAUAAAAUAAGUUUGAUGAGCGCAGCUGAGCUGUGCUUUCUCCUGUCUGAAUGAACUUUUUGCCUAUGUUCUGCUGCAAAUCCAUAUUUUGCUUGGAAAUGUCUCUGUGAUUAAUAAGGCUGAGCUAAAAAGAGUAAAUGGAAAUUUCCUUUCAUGUGAAA
Oenanthe melanoleuca is the source of this 4475-nucleotide messenger RNA. It is a transcript of the gene GRAP2, whose product is annotated as GRB2 related adaptor protein 2. Gene Ontology annotation, molecular function: protein binding. Lineage: Eukaryota; Metazoa; Chordata; Aves; Passeriformes; Muscicapidae. The transcript has 8 exons. Bases 146 to 1036 code for a protein of 296 amino acids. The record is from RefSeq and is a predicted model, not a curated record.